AUGGCUAUGUAUAUGCUUUUCCUAACUUGCGGUCUAAUUACGUUUCCAGAUGACCAACUUGCUAUUGGUAAGGAAACCGGUCGCAGGCUUGGAAUGCGAACCAGCAUGUAUCCAUCUGCGGCUCUUCUUGGUACUGUCAAGGACUCCAACAUUGCAUCCAUUCCUGUUGAGGAGUUGAUUGAGAAGGCUGAUGGGUUUGCUGGGGUCUUUCCAGAGCACAAAUAUGAAAUUGUGAAAAAGCUGCAAGAGAGGAAACACAUUGUUGGAAUGACUGGUGAUGGUGUCAACGAUGCUCCUGCAUUGAAGAAAGCUGACAUUGGUAUUGCUGUGGCCGAUGCUACAGAUGCUGCUCGUGGUGCUUCAGAUAUUGUUCUCACUGAACCUGGAUUGAGUGUUAUCAUCAGUGCAGUGCUCACUAGCAGAGCUAUCUUCCAGAGAAUGAAGAACUACACCGUGCGCAUACUCUUAGUUUUUUUCUUACAUUAUGCCCACUAUUUGUGUUCGUUUGCACCAAUAUCUAACAUCUUUUUCUAUCUUCCAGAGAAUGAAUAA
Molecule: messenger RNA, 552 nt
Organism: Brassica oleracea var. oleracea
Lineage: Eukaryota; Viridiplantae; Streptophyta; Magnoliopsida; Brassicales; Brassicaceae
Product: ATPase 1, plasma membrane-type-like
Exons: 2
Coding region: 1-552 (183 amino acids)
Biological process (GO): proton transmembrane transport; regulation of intracellular pH
Cellular component (GO): plasma membrane
Molecular function (GO): P-type proton-exporting transporter activity; ATP binding; ATP hydrolysis activity
Source: RefSeq, a predicted model, not a curated record